CCAAAGAAGAAAUCUAAGAUCUCGGAGGAGAUCGGAGUGGUGCUGCAGAUCAACGAUGUCCUGCACCUCACCGCAGACCAGAUAGACAGCUCCAAGAAGAAGCUCCAGGACCUGACGGAUCGAGACUUGGCAAAACACGAGCGAGAAAAGAUCCUCAACACUCUGGAGGCGUUCAUCUUCGAGACGCAGGACAAGCUGGAGCAGGAGGAGUUCCUGGCUGUGCUGACGGGGGAGGAGAAGGAGCAGAUCUCGGGGAAGCUGAGCGAGGCGUCCGGCUGGCUGGAUGAGGACGGGUACUCGGCCAACACUAAGGACCUGAAGGAGAAGCUAUCAGAGCUCAGGAAGCUGUGCAAGGCCCUGUUCUUCAGGGUGGAGGAGCGUAGGAAGUGGCCUGACCGCCUGGCCGCCCUCGACAGCAUGCUGAACCACACUGCCUUCUUCCUUAAGAGUGCCAGGCUGAUUGCCGAGGAUGAGCAGAUCUUCACUGAGGUGGAGCUGAACACGCUGGAGAAAGUCAUCAACGAGACCACGACGUGGAAGAACGCCACGGUGGAAGAGCAGGAGAAGCUCCCCGCCACGGAGAGGCCCGUGCUGCUGUCCAAGGACAUCGAGGCCAAGCUGGCGCUGCUGGACCGGGAGGUGAAGUACCUACUCAACAAGGCCAAGUUCGCCAAGCCCAAACCCAAAGCCAAACCCAAGGACAACUCCACCAAGACGGAGCCAGAGAGAAACGGCACCGCCCAAGACCAGGAGAAAGUCAUCCAGCCCGUGGGAGAGGAGGAAACAAAAAGUGAAGGAACAGAGGCUCCUGAGCAGAUGAAACCAGCUGACGAACCGCCCACCCCAGAGGCAGAUGGGAAAGACACCAGCAGCCAACCAGAGCCAACAGAACCUUUAGAACUGGAGGCGGAGCCCAGUACAGCGUCAUCAGAAAGCAGCAGCAAACCAGAAAGCCACCUAGAAGACGAAUUAUAACACCUGCAGCUCCUGAGAAACUUUCAGUGUAUUUAUUGCCAUUACUUUCGUAAUGUUACGGUUUUGUGUUUUUUGUUUUUUUUUUCUCUAAUUUAAAAUGGAACGUGUCCAUGGAUCAGUUUGGAAAGAGGUGUACAUUUCAUAUUUGGGGGAAUAUAUAUUUUUUGUCUCUUGUUCCUCCCCACUGCUGUAAAUGACUGUCCUACUGCCUAGCACAGCACCAGCGCACGCUGGGUUCAAUUCAAUGCAAUGUCAUUCCUUUCCUGUUGUAAUAUUAAAGGAGUACCGACCUAACCAAGGGGUUUGUUUUUAAAAAGCGCAUAAAAAUUCGCCAUUAUUUUGCUCUUCACAUUUUCAACUUUGACGCGCUGUAUCCUCCCACAGGGCUUCGAGUUCUAUUCAUAUCCCCCAUAGACAGACAAUGCGUGCAGCAAGGUAGGACCCUAUUGUUUGUAACGCAGGAAGCGAGUCUUAAUGCAGCUCGCCAGAGUCAAAGUGAGAUCAACAGCAACACAAAAACAGACUGUGCUUUGUGUUUCUAAGCAUGGUUGGUGCCCCUUUUUAAAGUGUGCGUAGCUGUGGGUGUUUGGAAGCACAGAGAGACUGAGACUACUUUUUUUUUUUUUUUUUUUUGAGAGCUGAUUUUUCGGGCUGUCUAGGAUACCCGUCCCCUGAAUUCACUAACUACAAGUUUUUGUCUUUAUUAAAAAAAAAAAAAACACAUGAAUUUCUUUUAAACUUUUCCAUUCACCCUUUCCGUGGAACAGUGUUAUUUUUGCACCCAAAGCAAUCCACAUAAAUAACCAAACCUUGCUGGUCUGUUUGAACUGCAGGGUAACAGAGGCCUGCCUCACGUCUACCCAGCAGCGCUCACUUAGUCACAGCGCGGGCAUGGUAACAUUCCUCUGUAGCGCUGAAGGGGUAUUCGAGGGUUUUGCCUUGCGUUUCUCCUGUCUCUGGAGCACAGGCUGAGAGCUUGAUGAGACCCGUUUGCAUGCGGUUUGAGCCGUUUCAGGUCGGCGUGACGUCUGUCCGACUCCAGCUCUGUAUAUCCGCUCUUAGGAAUCCUGCGCUAGGGAGGCUAGCCUCCAUCCUCACUGCAUCUCAAAGCCAGCUAUUAUUAACAGCGUCACGAUGAGAGCCUGUAGCAGAGUUAUACAAAGACAAUGCUGCUACAAAGCUUGCUGAAAAAUUGAAAUUGCCUUUUUUUUUUUUUAGGCUAGGUUCUUGUUUAGUCCUUUUGCCCAUCCCCUCCCAGCAGAACUGGUUUUGGAUGGUACCAGAGUUUUAUGCAGAGUGGAAGUGUGUAGCUGCCCUGUGUCAGAUGGGGGAGGGUUGUCUUGUGUGGUGUUUUUGUCCCUGAUAAUCAUCCUAUUGAAAUCCAGUAGACACGUAUCACAGCAAAGCGAUAUUUGGAAACUGCUGGGCCUGCGUGCUUUCUGUUUUUUAACCAGAAUCGAACGCAUCGUGAAUGACGGACCGUUCUGUUGCUGCUUUUCAAACACGGGCGAUAUUCCCUGUCUCCUGUUGGUCUACCCUGUGAAAUUCUGAACAGCGUUCUGAAUAAAACCAAUAAAGACUGCAGUUCUGUUAUUUUCUUUUCUCUGUUGGAGAGUGGUUCAAUAUCGUGUGUCUGUUUUCUUAAUUUUUUUGUUGUUGAAAGAGUAGAAAAGCCUAUUUAAGGAACUGGGGGGUGAAAUAAAACAAGAUUUUGUUUUCUAAAAUGUCAAUAAAGAUUUUUUUACUGUAA
This is a messenger RNA of Polyodon spathula (Mississippi paddlefish), 2725 nucleotides long. Its product is annotated as hypoxia up-regulated protein 1-like. NCBI's taxonomy places the organism in Eukaryota, Metazoa, Chordata, Actinopteri, Acipenseriformes, Polyodontidae. The annotation marks the transcript as partial. The record is from RefSeq and is a predicted model, not a curated record. The transcript is spliced from 8 exons. Gene Ontology annotation, cellular component: endoplasmic reticulum chaperone complex. Gene Ontology annotation, biological process: endoplasmic reticulum unfolded protein response; cellular response to hypoxia; negative regulation of hypoxia-induced intrinsic apoptotic signaling pathway.